CUUGGGGUUUUUUUUUUCGCAGACCAAAAAAAAAAAGAGAGGCUGACUCCAACUAUCACCAAACACCACACACACUCUCUCGGUCUGACGCAUACUUCGCUCCUCGUAACCUUCCGACCCAGCGACUUCCCUUGCAGCUUCAAUUACAAGCUCAAUUGCGCGCGAGGACCUACAGACACAACAGAGACAGAAUACAAUGUCGCGCGGUGGUAGAGGUGGUGGCCGCGGCGGGCGCGGGGGUCGCCAGGGUCCCCAGCUAUCCUGGGACAACGGCGAACACGCCCCCGAUACACGACCCUCAGAGCUUUUCCCCGCCUACGCAAUCCCGACAGCGAAGCCAGUAACAGACCACGAACAAGCAAACGUGAACGCCUUCCUCCUCUUCCGCCGCCAAUUCCAAGACGGCCCCCUCUACACCCGCAAACGCACCUGGGGCAUGGAUCCAACCAACACGCGCAAGCUCUACGGCCAAGAACAAGUCAAUGCUAAAUACGGCGUGCGCACCCGCGCCACGGCGGAUCCGUUCAAUGCGGUCCCGACAUACUCGCAAAAAUUCACCCGCCCGGAGCGCGCCCUCCCCGAUUUCGGGGGACGUCCGUUCUGUAAGGAAUUCUUCCCGCAGGAGCUGCAUGAGACGCUUGACGGGGACGACGUCGCGCCCGGGGAGAAGAGGAGGGGCGGGGAGGCGAAGAGGUUGAGAUUGAGUCGGAUCACGGCGUUGCCUACGGCGGAGGACGUGUUUCAUGUUCAUGCCGAGGAGGAUGAGGAGGGCGAGGUUGGGCCGGAUGGCGCGAAGAAGCAAUUGGAGGCGCUGGAGAGGAUGGGAGAGGGUGAGGGCGAGGGUGCGGAAGAGGAGUGGGAGGAGGGCGGGGAGGAGGAGCAGGAUGUGGAAUAUGAUGAUUCUGAUGCCGGUGAUUAUGACGCAGAGAAUUACUUUGAUGAUGGGGAGUUUGGCGAGGAUGAUGGGGGCGGAGAUGAUGAGCAUGGUGGUCGGGAGGGAUCGUACUGAUCUUUGGUUGAGGUAUAGCUACCUGCUGAGAGUGUACGGCUAUGGCUACGGUCACGGUGACGACGACGGCGGACAUGGCAAAGGCGGAGGGAUUUGCGCAGAGGCCUUUGUUUGCUACCACCUCAGACACAACUGUCACCAACGGACGAGACACGAGAGGCAUCACCAGGCGUUUUUGGGCGGAUGAACGGCUUUGCUGAGCGGAUUACAGCUCCCUGAUACCCCAUCAAUUACCUUAUAUCAAGGUUGAGAAUACAAUAUACAGACACUUGCAUUUCA
Colletotrichum godetiae is the source of this 1288-nucleotide messenger RNA. Its product is annotated as DNA-directed RNA polymerase III, subunit Rpc31. Gene Ontology annotation, biological process: transcription by RNA polymerase III. Bases 197 to 1009 code for a protein of 270 amino acids. The transcript has 2 exons. Gene Ontology annotation, cellular component: RNA polymerase III complex. NCBI's taxonomy places the organism in Eukaryota, Fungi, Ascomycota, Sordariomycetes, Glomerellales, Glomerellaceae. The record is from RefSeq and is a predicted model, not a curated record.